Molecule: messenger RNA, 1308 nt
Organism: Aspergillus vadensis CBS 113365
Lineage: Eukaryota; Fungi; Ascomycota; Eurotiomycetes; Eurotiales; Aspergillaceae
Exons: 10
Coding region: 1-1308 (435 amino acids)
Source: RefSeq, a predicted model, not a curated record
AUGGUGAUUUGCUAUCACUUACCCACGCCGUGUCCACUGGACAUCUGGCAAAGAGUAAAGCGGGAAAGGAGCUGUCCCCAAGAAGUAACAGCCAGCCCUGCUCCAGAUAUUAUAAAUACAGGAUCUAGUGAUAGGACAACUGGUGCCGCAAUUAACUUAACUACACCAUCUGAUAAGCCUGCGUCACAAAUAACCUUUAGCCAGAAGAACUAUGUAGAAAGGAUGACUAACAGUAUGGUCUUGGAUAAGACAGAUAUACAAGCAUACAUGAAAACACUAGCCUUGAUUAAAGCCAAAUAUAUGGUUUAUAAGAAUCAUUUGCUGAUAAACAGAAAUGGCAUUGACCAGAUUAAUAUUACUAGUAAUAUACCCUCUGAGAUUAGCCGGAUGUACAGAAUAUGGAUUACUGCCCUGCUGGGCGCCUGGCUUCUUACGCGGUUAGUAUACCAGCUUGGUCAGUGGACUAUCCAACACCACAUUGCGGCCUCCCUUGGACAGUGUCUCAGCCGCGAGUUACCGUGGCUUCUCCAGGCUAUUAACAUUGCCACCGCAUUCAAGGUUAUUUUAGUUGGGGUGCUCCUGGGCGCCAACAUUAUCCUCCUACUCAUGUCCGCCCAUGGCUGGGCUGAUGUCCAGCAACGCGCGGCGAAGCUCGCCAUCCUGAAUCUAUUACCACUCAGUACAGGCCUAACCUUUGACCUCCCGGCCCAUCUGCUCGGAAUCAGCUGCUCUGCCGUUGCGUGGUUGCAUCGCUGGUUUAGGCAGGUGAUGGCCGCCUAUUCCCUUCUUCAUGGAGCCAUUACUAUUACCAGAGCGGAUAAGCCGAUCCCUUCGAUGAGGCAUGACUGGGUUCCCUUGCUGGCAGCUGCUGCCAUUUUAAUGAUAAUCCCUGUGACCUUGCAUGUGGUCGUCCGACGUCACUAUCAGAUCACCAUAAGAAUCCACUACCUUCUGGCGGUCACAGCAAUGGUGGCCCUGGCGUAUCAUAUAUGGGACCGAGGGUCAGAUUCCCGCUGGCAAGAUUUCGCUCGUGCUUCCAACUCCAGCCCUUCUAUAUCACUUACUGGGAUGAUGCGCCCGGACCGCCCUGCACUGUUGCUGGGGCCAUACAGCCGAUCGAUCAACUUUUCUCUGUUUGGGACGAUCGUAUUCAUCAUAAAGGACAUUGGUAUGUUACAAGUGCUUCCCUAUAUCCGCAUGCUCAUCCAGGCGAGCGAGCAGCGGCAGGCCAUGUUACUGACAAAUGCUAGACCACCAAUGCUGGCUAGGCAAUUGGAUGCAGGACCUGUUGGACCUCGACCGCAGUGA